Molecule: messenger RNA, 2022 nt
Organism: Kazachstania africana CBS 2517
Lineage: Eukaryota; Fungi; Ascomycota; Saccharomycetes; Saccharomycetales; Saccharomycetaceae
Gene: FMP40
Product: Fmp40p
Exons: 1
Coding region: 1-2022 (673 amino acids)
Source: RefSeq, a predicted model, not a curated record
AUGCCAGAGAAAAUCAAAAUCUUUGAUGCUUUAAGAAACUCCGGGAAAUCUAGUGUCAUCGAUAAGCUAACUCCAGAUAGGUGGCUUCCAAAUGUCACAGCAGCCAUAAAUCUAGUUGAAAACACCACUUCUACCGAUGCCGAAAGGAUUAAAGCCUUUCAUACUCCAAGAAUUGUAUCCAAAGGUAGCCAUUUCGCAUUUUGCUUGCCUACCAAAAGACAAUACGUUAGAUGCUUGAUAAAUUCUCGUAAUGCUCUUGAUGAUUUCAAUUUAUCCUUAGACGACAAUCUUAUCAAGAUAUUCAAUGGAGAGAAAGUAUACUACGAUAAAGAAAAGAAUAUUUUCUCCUAUAGUCUAGCAUAUGCAGGUUUCCAAUUUGGAGAAUUCGCGGGACAGCUAGGUGACGGUAGAUUGGUAAAUUUGUUUGACCUACCCGACAAAAGCAAAACAUACCAGACAUUCCAGUUGAAAGGAUGUGGUAUAACUCCGUUCUCACGAUUUGGGGAUGGUAAAGCAGUCUUAAGGUCAAGUAUAAGAGAAUUUAUCAUUAGCGAGGCUCUUUUCAAUAUAGGUAUUCCAUCAACAAGGGCAAUUCAAUUGUCAUCUUUGCCUGGAACAAAAGCUCUUAGAAAUGGUAUGGAACCAUGUGCUGUAGUUUGUAGAUUCGCUCCAAGCUGGAUUCGGUUGGGCAAUUUCAAUCUUUUCAGGAGGAGGCCUGACCCAAAAGGUUUGGUCGCAUUGUCAGAUUAUUGCAUUGAGAAUGUUUUUGAUAAUGGGAGAGGAUUCCCUAAGGAUAUAGAUUUGAAUCAUUUCACUAGGGACUACUUUCCAGAUGCAGAUGAAAAUGUAGCAGCAGAGGAACAUUCAAAGCUGCGUGAUGGCCUUACAAAAUAUGCUCUGUUCUUUAGGCAUGUUGUCAAUCUUAAUGCUGAGUGUGUCGCAUACUGGCAAGCGUACGGAUUUCUAAAUGGGGUCCUAAAUACAGAUAACACAUCAAUAAUGGGAAUAUCAAUGGAUUUUGGGCCGUUCAACUUUUUAGAUAGGUUUCAACCUGAUUUUACCCCGAACCAUGACGACUCAAUGAAACGUUAUAGUUUUGAAAACCAACCUGGUGUCAUAUUGUGGAAUCUCAUACAAUUCGCGCAAGAUAUUGCUCUGUUAUUAGGGGCAGAUGAAUCAAUGAUAGGCAAUAUUACAGAGAUUGAUUUAACUAAACUUGACGAUGGCACUGAGGCGAAAAUGCUUGAAAGACUGAAUAAAAUAAUAAGAUUGAGUGUGAAUGAAUAUAAAUUCCACUUCACCGCAAAGUAUGGAGACUUGUUCGCAAAGAGAUUGGGAAUAGAUUUGGGCAUAGAUAUUUCAAAUUGUACCGAUCAGACGUCUAUUCAGAGAGUUGCAGAAGUUAUUACUGAAUUUUGUUCAGUUAUCGUCGAGCCACUACUUAAAAUCUUACAAACAACGAAGAUUGAUUAUAAUAACUUUUUCGUCAACCUUCAAAACUACCAGGGUAAUUUUUUCGACACUGACACAACUGCUUUCGCCGGUUUAGACAAAGAAUUUGUAUCGAUCUUUUUCAAUGAAUCACAGAUUGAGCAGUUGUUAAGGUUUGAAAAGGAUCGCAAGUCGCAGCUGUCUAAUAAUGGGGAGAUUCGUCUUAUGAAAGAUAUAUUAGAGGACCUGAAGGCAUGGACUAAAUGUUACACGGAUUUAGUUACCAAUCACCAGGUAAGAAGAGAAAUAGCCCGAAAGUUCAAUCCAUUAUUUAUCCCCAGGAGUUGGAUUUUCGAUCAAGUCAUUGAUGAUUUGACGAUACGGCAAAAGGAUGUAUUGGAAAACCCAGAUUCAGAGCUGGACACCUCCCUGCUACAAAAAUUACAUUUAAUGAGCUCCUAUCCAUACGAUCCCAGUAAGUGGGAUAAAUCUAUAAGAAAUGAUGUUGUUGAAAGUUGGACCACUUUGGAGCAUUCCUGGAAAAGGCAAGAUACAGCCAAAUAUAUGAAACAGGCCACUUGUUCAAGUUAG